Molecule: messenger RNA, 2477 nt
Organism: Amaranthus tricolor (Joseph's coat)
Lineage: Eukaryota; Viridiplantae; Streptophyta; Magnoliopsida; Caryophyllales; Amaranthaceae
Product: protein CHUP1, chloroplastic-like
Exons: 6
Coding region: 255-2108 (617 amino acids)
Biological process (GO): chloroplast organization
Cellular component (GO): chloroplast outer membrane
Source: RefSeq, a predicted model, not a curated record
UUUAUCUAAAGAGUGAUACUUCGUCCAAUGAAGAAAACAUUAUAUUCUAUGAAUUUACCAAGUUUCUUUGAUUUAAAAUGUUAAUAAAUUGUUAACCCUCCCAUAAAAAUUCAAACUAGUUCCAAAAAACAUGACCGUUUCUUGUUUAAUGUUCCCUCUUCUCUUUACUCACUUUCACUUUCUCUCACCUCCUUAAACCCUUCUUCCAAAACUCCAAACUUUUCCCAUCAAUCCAUCCCUUUUAACGUAAAUUAAUGGUAGCUGGUAAAGUAAAGUCAGCUAUGGGGUUUCCAAAAACGCCUAAACCCAAUAAACCUCCGUGUAAACCACCGUCACCAUCUCAGAACUCCGCCGGAAAAUCCUCUUCACAAAAAUCCACUGUUUUUAACCGUUCUUUUGGUGUUUACUUCCCUCGUUCUUCUGCCCAAGUUCAACCCAAACCUCCUGACGUAUCGGAGCUGUUGAAAAUUGUUGAAGAGCUUCGUGAUCGUGAAUCACGGUUGAAAACACAACUUGUUGAACAGAAACUUCUUCGUGAAUCUGUCGCCAUUGUUCCUUCUCUUGAGCUUGAGAUUGUUUCGAGAAGAAGUGAAGUAGAGAAGCUGGUUUUACGGGUACGAGAGUUGGAGAUUGAGAAUGAGAAGUUGGUUCGUGAGAGGGAGUUGAUGAAGGAAAUGUUUGAGAAUGAGAGAAGAGAGAAACAUUUGAGGAUUACGGAAUUAAUGGCGGAGAUUGAAGAUGUUAAGAAUUUGUCAGCUUCUCAAAGAUUUCAAGGGUUGAUUGAAGCUUCUGGGAAGAGUAAUUUGAUUAAGAAUUUGAGUUUUAGGAAAAUGGGGAGUGGAACUCCUUCCAUGGCUGCUAAAUUAGCGGAAAAUCAUAAUCAUUAUCAUGGUGUAGAGAUGGAACAACAACAUCAAGAACAAUCUAGGGUUUCUCAUAGUGGUUCUGUUGAUGAAAUUGCAGAAACCUCCGAUUCUUCUUCGUUUGUUCGAUCUCGUGUUCCUAGGGUUCCUAAACCUCCUCCUAAACGUUCUUAUUCUGAUUCGAAUUCGUUUUCUUCAUCGUCUCAAUCGUCUGAAGCUCGUAAAUCUACGGAUAGUAUUACAGCACCACCUCCGCCACCGCCACCACCACCACCCAUGUUGAAAUCCGCACCCCCGCCACCACCGCCAUUGCCAGCGAAGAAAAAUCCUUCACCGGCGCCGCCUCCGCCUCCGCCAGCUCCGGCAAAGGGGGUGAGAUUGGUCACAGCAAAGGUCAAAAAAGUGCCGGAAGUUGUCGAGUUUUAUCAUUCGUUAAUGCGGAGAGAUUCACGGCGGGAUUCCGGUUCUGGUACGGCGGAGACGACUUCAACGAGUGCAAAAGAUCUUGUAGGAGAAAUUGAGAAUCGGUCGGCGUACUUGCUUGCGAUUAAGACGGAUGUAGAGACACAAGGAGAAUUCAUCAGGUUUUUAAUAAAGGAGGUUGAGACAGCGUCUUUUACAAACAUUGAAGAUGUGGUUACUUUCGUGAAAUGGCUCGAUGACGAACUCUCUUACUUGGUCGACGAAAGAGCAGUUCUCAAACACUUCAAUUGGCCGGAGCAGAAGGCCGAUGCGUUGAGGGAAGCCGCAUUUGAGUAUUCCGACUUGAAAAAGCUUGAAUUCGAGGCUUCAUCUUUCAGGGAUGUUGCUCGUCAAGCUUGUUCCGCUACCUUAAAGAAAAUGCAAACACUUCUUGAAAAAUUAGAGCAUGGAGUUUAUAAUUUGUCGCGCCUAAGAGAAUCAGCUUCCAACAGAUUCAAAUCUUUUCACAUUCCAGUUGAUUGGAUGCUUGAUACCGGAUUUGUUAGUCAGAUCAAGCUGGCUUCUGUAAAAUUGGCAAUGAAAUACAUGAAAAGGGUAUCAGCAGAACUUGAAGCCGUUGGUAGUGGUCCCGAGGAAGAAGAGUUAAUUGUUCAAGGUGUUCGGUUCGCAUUUCGUGUACAUCAGUUUGCGGGUGGAUUCGAUGUGGAAACAAUGAGAGCAUUCGAAGAGCUGAGAGAUAAAGCGAGGUCGUGCCAUGUACAAUGCCAAACACAGCGGCAGACGCAGCAGCAAAGGCUUAUGUGCAGAUCUAUGCCCUGCUAGACUACUCUGUAGCAAACUCGGCUUCAGAAUAUCUACCUUAAAGAUUACUAUUUCAUAUCAUUCUUUAGUUGUAAACAAAUAUCAUGGUUCAGGUAAUGAGGCAUCAGAAGUAGUCAUAUGUGCUAUAAGUUUUGACCAAUUACAACCUUUUGUAAAAUUGUAAUGAUUCUUCUAAUUAGUCGUCGAAAUUGCUUGUAUAAAUGAUGAAUUUUAUAAAAAUCGAGGGUAGAUUUGUGACAACAACUAAGAGCUCUCAAAAAUUGAUGUAAUUAACCGAAAACAAGUACAACCCGAGUUGAACUUUUGAUUUGUUGAAAUUGCUUGGAUAAAUAAUGAAUAUUAUAUGAGGGCAUAUUUGUGACAUUACAA